AGCAGCGUCGAGACCUACAUGGUGGUCAUGAGGAACAUCUUCAGCCCCAGACUAGGAAUACACAAAAAGUAUGACUUGAAGGGUUCUACAGUUGACAGACAAGCAAGUGACAAAGAAAGGGUAUGUCAUCUUGAAAAGUCCAUUCCAGGGCUGCAUCUAGGCAAAAAGAGUCUGCCAACGUUAAAAGAUGUGGACUUUGUGAAUGAUGGCGUCACAAUUCAAGUUGGACAAGAAUUCUUGGCAAGCUUGCACCUAAUGGACUACAGUCUCAUUGUGGGCAUCCACGACCCUGAGAAAGGUGAUUCAGAUCAGACCGACUUGCCAGCCCCUGACGAUGGGGAGGAGGGGGCAGACGAGGAGGAAGAGAAUGGGUUGGAGGAGGAGAUGACUGAUGGGUAUGGAGCCGUCCCCACCCCACCGGACAGCCCCCAACCUGCCACACCCACCCCCUUCACAGGAGAGCUGGACUCCAAGCUGGAGCAGUAUGCAAUUAAAAGUAGUGAAAAUCAAGAAAUCUAUUUCAUGGCCCUCAUUGAUGUCCUGACAAAAUACGGUAUGAAGAAACGGACUGCACAGGCUGCCAAGACAGUCAAGCACGGGGCAGGGGCAGAAAUAUCCACGGUCAGGCCUGACCAGUAUGCCAAGAGAUUUCUGGAAUUCAUCUCCAAGAGUAUCGAGUAAGCACAAGCCUACAAGGUGCACAGUGCACAGCCUCGUCCCAGGGAAGAGUCCUUUUGACUGUAGUACUGCAGAUGAACUUACUGUGUAAAGGGUCCAACUGUCCUCUAGGUUGAUACCUGUGUAUGCAUGGUCACCAUGAAGGUGUCAUAUGGAUUGAGAGUGUAUGGACUUACGGUCUCAGUAGCAGUUAUUUCAGUAUGUGAUAUUCUGUUUUCUAAGGUUUUUCAUUUUGUGAUUAUUUAGGUCACAUGUUGGUGGAAAGACUUCUUCAGGGACUGGAUUUUUUUAAAGUAUGAACAUUACUUCCUUUGUCGUUUGAU
Messenger RNA from Haliotis rubra (blacklip abalone), 1001 nucleotides. Its product is annotated as phosphatidylinositol 5-phosphate 4-kinase type-2 alpha-like. The transcript has 5 exons. NCBI's taxonomy places the organism in Eukaryota, Metazoa, Mollusca, Gastropoda, Lepetellida, Haliotidae. The annotation marks the transcript as partial. Gene Ontology annotation, molecular function: phosphatidylinositol kinase activity. Gene Ontology annotation, biological process: phosphatidylinositol metabolic process. The record is from RefSeq and is a predicted model, not a curated record.